Morus notabilis is the source of this 5400-nucleotide messenger RNA. RefSeq names its product probable lysine-specific demethylase ELF6. Gene Ontology annotation, biological process: chromatin remodeling. Lineage: Eukaryota; Viridiplantae; Streptophyta; Magnoliopsida; Rosales; Moraceae. Gene Ontology annotation, cellular component: nucleus. Bases 291 to 5102 code for a protein of 1603 amino acids. The transcript has 7 exons. Gene Ontology annotation, molecular function: histone H3K4me/H3K4me2/H3K4me3 demethylase activity. The record is from RefSeq and is a predicted model, not a curated record.
UUGUUGUAGUCACAGGUUCUAUUGCUCAAUUUCGCAUUCUAUUUCCGUUUCUCUCUCUCGAUAUUUCAAUUCUGUUUGGAUGUAACAACCACUGCGAAUCUCAUUUCAGAACUUCACCGAUAGUUUCCAUUUUAGGGUUUUAGUGAAUCUGCUGUUCAAUUGCCUUACGCUUGUUGUUUGGAUUCAACGGACAAUGCUAUGCGAUUCAGCAAUGCUAUUUUGCUUCAUUUGAUCGGUAAUGUUGGGGAUUUGAUUUUUCUUUUAUAUCGUUUUUAAUUAGUUGAAAUUGAAUGGGUAAUGUUGAAAUACCCAAUUGGCUAGAAGGGUUGCCUUUGGCACCGGAGUUUCGGCCUACUGAUACCGAAUUCGCCGACCCGAUCGCUUACAUAUCGAAAAUCGAGAAGGAAGCUAGUGCUUUUGGUAUUUGCAAGAUUAUACCGCCAUUGCCAAAACCAUCUAAGAAAUAUGUUUUUAGCAACUUGAAUAAGUCGCUCUCCAAGUGCCCUGAAUUGGGUUCUGUCGAGAAUUUGUCGAAUGAUUGUCCCUCCUCGUCGAAAACGGGUUCCCUUGAUGGGAGUAAUGAUGGGGAGGUUAGAGCAGUGUUCACCACUAGGCACCAAGAGUUGGGUCAGAGUGUGAGAAAAACAAAAGGGGGUGUUCAAAAUCCGCCUUUGGGUGUUCAGAAGCAAGUAUGGCAAAGUGGGGAGAUAUAUACUUUGGAGCAGUUUGAAUCCAAGUCCAAGGCUUUUGCUAAAAGCCAAUUGGGAAUGAUUAAGGAGGUUUCACCAUUGGUUGUAGAGGCAAUAUUUUGGAAGGCGGCUUGUGAGAAGCCUAUAUAUUUAGAGUAUGCAAAUGAUGUGCCUGGCUCUGGCUUUGGAGAACCGGAGGGGCAAUUCCGCUAUUUCCAUAGACGUAGGAGAAAGAGGAACUUUUACCGGCGAAGCAGAGAUAACUCUAGUUGCAAGAGAGAUGAAAUGGUUAGCGAUAGGAUAGCUGUUUCAAAAACCAAUGAUGUUAAAGAUUCUGCCCCUAAGAAUGAUUCUGAUUCAUUUGUAGAUGUAUCCAAACCACCUACUUCUCUACCAGUAUUGCCUUGUAAUGAAACUCCACAAUCGUCUAAGAAAAAGAGUCAAAAUUCUUGUCAUGAUAAGGAAGGCACUGCGGGUUGGAAGCUCUCAAACAGUCCUUGGAACUUGCAAGUGAUUUCACGUUCACCCGGCUCCCUUACUCGUUUCAUGCCGGAUGAUAUUCCGGGUGUUACUUCUCCUAUGGUGUACAUUGGCAUGUUAUUCAGUUGGUUUGCAUGGCAUGUUGAAGAUCAUGAGCUUCACAGCAUGAAUUUUCUUCACUCUGGAUCUUCAAAGACUUGGUAUUCUGUCCCCGGAGAUUAUGCAUUUACUUUUGAGGAAGUUGUGCGUUCUGAGGCCUAUGGUGGUAAUAUUGACCGCUUAGCUGCACUCGCAUUGUUGGGCGAAAAGACUACGCUAAUGUCCCCUGAGGUGGUUGUUGCAUCAGGAAUACCAUGCUGCAGGUUGGUACAGAACCCUGGUGAAUUUGUUGUGACUUUUCCAAGGGCUUACCAUGUAGGAUUCAGCCACGGGUUUAAUUGUGGGGAAGCUGCUAACUUUGGAACACCACAGUGGCUCAAAGUGGCUAAAGAAGCUGCAGUACGUAGAGCUGCUAUGAAUUAUCUUCCUAUGCUUUCCCACCAGCAGUUGCUAUACCUUUUGACCAUGUCUUUCGUGUCAAGAGUGCCAAGAUCCUUACUACCCGGUGUGCGGAGUUCACGACUUAGGGAUCGCCAGAAGGAAGAAAGAGAGUUACUAGUAAAGCAGGCAUUUAUUGAAGAUAUUUUGCAUGAAAACAAAACACUAUCUGUGCUUCUCGGAAAAGAUUCAAGCUAUCAUGCUAUACUAUGGAAUCCUGAUUUAUUGACAUAUCCGAGCAAAGAGUCCUUAUCACCCAUUGCAGGUGCUACUGAUAGUACGCCAGCAACAGAAAAUCCUCAAAAACACAACGGCGAGCAGCACUAUCUUGUUAAUGAGAUGAGCUUGUAUAUGGAGAAUAUGAACGAUUUGUAUUUCGAUUGUGAUGAUUUAUCAUGUGACUUUCAAGUUGAUUCAGGGACGUUGGCAUGCGUAGCUUGUGGAAUCCUUGGUUUUCCGUUUAUGUCUGUGGUGCAGCCAUCUCAGAAAGCCUCAGAGGAACUUCUCCAUAAUGAGCAUGCUUUGGUUCAAGAAUGCCAAGGAAUAUCGGGAUAUUUGAAUUCUUGUUCCUUUCAAGACCUCGAUGCUUCUAAUAAGUGUUAUGUAGCAGAGAAUCCUCCUACUGUUUCUAAUUCGUCAUUGAUGGUGGAUCUUCCAUUGCCUUCAACAAUCAUGUCUAAGAAUGGUUGGAAUGCUAAUAAUAAGUCACUUAGACCACGUAGUUUCUGCCUGGAGCAUGCUGUUGAAAUUGUGGAGCUUUUGCAGAGUAAAGGGGGAGCGAAUGUGAUUGUAAUUUGUCAUUCUGACUAUCAGAAAAUAAAGGCACAUGCUACCACCAUUGCAGAGGAAAUUGGUAGUCCUUUUAAUUAUAGUGAAGUGCCACUAGAUAUUGCAUCGAAGGACGAUCUGAACUUGAUAGAUCUUGCAAUUGACAACGAAGAACAUGAUGAAUGUGGUGAAGACUGGACAUCAAAAUUGGGGAUAAAUUUACGGCACUGUGUCAAGAUAAGAAAGAAUUCUCCUUCUAAGCAAGUUCAGCAUGCUUUAACUUUGGGUGGCCUGUUUUCUGAUAAAUGUCCCAGUGUGGAUUUCUUAACCAUCAAAUGGCAGUUGAGGCGGUCUCGUUCGAAAAAGAUCUGUCUGCCAGACCAUUUUAAACCAUGUGAUACCAUUCAAUUAAAGAAUGAUGUAGCAAUGGGAGAAAGGUCUCUCUCUGUCAAAAAAGAGAAAAAACUAAUUCAAUAUUCAAGAAGGAACUUUAAGAAAAAACCAGGUGGUUCGACAGGAACUCCUAAGGUGUGUGUAACCGGUGCUUCUCUUGGUGAUCUUGAUGAACAUAACAGAAUAGUGUCUGAAAAUAACAUUCAAAAUGACGGGAAUUCCACAGGCUUUGACGUUUCCCCUUCAUAUGAGAAUGAAAUCCAGAUGCUUGAAGCAACUGAGGAUGAGAACUCGAAAGAUGGUGUUGCAUGUGUUGAGACACAAAUUAAGAAUCACGUUUUGGAGGACACGAAUACAGGUCAUUUUGCAGCACUGGAUGAUUCUGAGAUGGAAGAUGAGCCCAAUGUUGAGACCCAAAAGGUCAGCAGCACUGAUGAACUCAGGGAAGAACAAUAUGCUUCCCCAUUUGUCAAUGAUACACAGAAAAGCUUUCAAGCACAUGAAGAGAAGCAAAUAGUGGGACAAUUCAACAGAGUCAAUGAGGUGUGUAGUCUUGUCUCCGAAAGGCACUCUGAGGUCCAGGUUGACAAGGAUGUUUUGGACAAUACGGUGUCCAAGUUUUCUAAGAUGUCUUGCUCACAUGUUGACCCCUGUGACGAAAACUUUGAGGGACAGAGAGCGAAUGCAACCGUGGACAAGGGUUGCAAAUGUGAUGAAGUUUGUGAUUCCCUUCCUGUGGAAGCACAAGGAGUGCACGCUACUGGAAAUAAAGACAAGAAAGAAUUUCCAUGUAAUUCUACAGCCAUAAAGGAUCAGGAACAAUGCUGUGAAGGUCCAAGGCAGAGCUGUUCUGCAGGAGACUCCAGUAAUCACAUAUCACUAGAAGUAAAACCACCGCAAGAAAUCAGAACUGUAAUAAACGAACACUCUCUUGUCUCAAUAGAAGAAAUUUAUGAAGUUCCAAAGGAGACCUGUUCUACCGAAGGCCUUGGCAAUUACGCUUGUUUAGAAGUUAAACCAGAGCAAGAAAUCAAAACCACCAUAACUGAGGUUGUUUCUGCAUCAAUAGAAAAAAUCUCUGAAAUUCCAAGUGAUGUCUCUGCUGCCUUAAAAUUAUGCUACAGUUUGACGUCAGAUGAGGAAUUGCAGCAAAAACUUGAAUCUGCUGCUGGGAGUAGUGAGGAACUUGCUUCAAGUUCUGUGACACAAACGGAAGCCCAUCAUCCUUGUGUCUCAGCAGAGGAAUACUCUAAUGUUCCGAGGGGAAUCUCAAGGGAAGAAGACUCAGGCAAUGAUGUGACUUCAGACAAUGGUUCUCGGCGGGAAACCUUGAUGGAAAAUCCAGAUCAGGGUUUGGUCUCUAAUCUUGCUAUACAAGCAAGAAAUCAGCCCAUACCUGUAAAUGUGGAAGAAUUUGAAGUUACAAACCAUGCUAAAGAUCAUCUGGGUGAUAAUCUGACUUUCAACAAUAACAGAGAGAGGGAAAUUCAAUCCAUGAACGAUGAAGAGAAAACUGAUUUGCCAACUGCUAUCCCGUUCCAAAAAUAUUAUAGAGUCAAAAGAGAUUCUCGUUCUACAGAGGACUUGUGCAUCGGCAGUGAAGUUUGCUCACCACAGGAUGAUAGAGAGCUGGAGAUUAUCGACUCAAACAUGGGGAAAGCAAGAAAAAGAAAGAGAGAAUUAGAGCAACUAACAGAAAGCAAGUUUAGUUGCAAUGGCUUCAUUCGGAGUCCAUGUGAAGGAUUAAGACCAAGGACUGGAAAGGAUGCAGCAACAAGCAGCAGUGGAAUCGACAUUGAUGGAGAGGUCAAGGAAAAGCCUGCAACUAAAGUAAAGAAGUCUACAAAUGCUCGAGGUCCUACCAAGGAUAAGAAAGAAAACUCAAGGAAGUCUCACAAGUGCGACAUAGAUGGCUGCCGUAUGAGUUUUGACACAAAGGCUGAGCUAAAUGUGCACAAACGCAACCGCUGCCCGCACGAAGGGUGUGGGAAGAGGUUUAGCUCCCACAAAUAUGCAAUGAUUCAUCACCGCGUGCAUGAUGACCAGAGGCCCCUCAAGUGCCCAUGGAAAGGUUGCUCCAUGUCAUUCAAGUGGGCAUGGGCAAGGACGGAGCAUAUACGUGUGCACACUGGAGAGCGACCAUACCAGUGCAAGAUUGAGGGCUGUGGCCUUUCUUUCAGGUUCGUAUCCGAUUUUAGCCGGCAUAGACGGAAAACAGGGCAUUAUGUAAACUAACGUGCCUCAAAAUUUGUUGUUUUGGUUUGGGCUGGUUCUGUGAUAUGUUGUAAAGGAAAUGGGGUGACUCACAAAUUCUUGAUUCAGGUUUAGAUUAGGGAGAGAUUUAACUUUUUGUAGGUGUCAUUUUCCAUUCCCCAUUUGUUUCAACGCACCAAUAGUUGAAAGCCCUUUUCUGGUGAGUUACCCUUGAUUGCUCUUUAUUUGAGCUUUCUAUCAAGUGUACAACCUUUGGCCAUGGCCACAACCAUUCUAUCAAGUGUUCUAGCUACAAGUGAUGGUGCCUUUUUAAUUACUA